Calidris pugnax (ruff) is the source of this 2249-nucleotide messenger RNA. RefSeq names its product ELAV-like protein 3. The transcript has 7 exons. Gene Ontology annotation, molecular function: RNA binding. Gene Ontology annotation, cellular component: ribonucleoprotein complex. The record is from RefSeq and is a predicted model, not a curated record. NCBI's taxonomy places the organism in Eukaryota, Metazoa, Chordata, Aves, Charadriiformes, Scolopacidae. The annotation marks the transcript as partial.
AUCCUGAGCACGGUGGAGGCCCAGGCUCCCGGUACCCCCGGGCCCUCGGGCUGCGGCCCCGUCCCGGUGGCGGUGCCGGUGGUGGCGGUGCCGGGGCCAGGGGUGGGGGCGGCGCUGCCCAACGGGGCCCCCCCGGGUCCCCCCACGGCCGACGACAGCAAAACCAACCUGAUCGUCAACUACCUGCCCCAGAGCAUGAGCCAGGAGGAGCUGAGGAGCCUCUUUGGCAGCCUCGGGGACAUCGAGUCCUGCAAGUUGGUCCGUGACAAGGUCACCGGACGGUACCACCCUGGUGACUCCCAUCGGUCCCCUCAGCAGAUCCUGAGCACGGUGGAGGCCCAGGCUCCCGGUACCCCCGGGCCCUCGGGCUGCGGCCCCGUCCCGGUGGCGGUGCCGGUGGUGGCGGUGCCGGGGCCAGGGGUGGGGGCGGCGCUGCCCAACGGGGCCCCCCCGGGUCCCCCCACGGCCGACGACAGCAAAACCAACCUGAUCGUCAACUACCUGCCCCAGAGCAUGAGCCAGGAGGAGCUGAGGAGCCUCUUUGGCAGCCUCGGGGACAUCGAGUCCUGCAAGUUGGUCCGUGACAAGGUCACCGGGCAGAGCUUGGGCUACGGCUUCGUCAACUACGUGGAGGCGGGGGACGCCGACAAGGCCAUCAGCACCCUCAACGGCCUCAAGCUGCAGACCAAGACCAUCAAGGUGUCCUACGCCCGGCCCAGCUCGGCCUCCAUCCGUGACGCCAACCUCUACGUGAGCGGCCUCCCCAAGGCCAUGGGGCAGAAGGAGAUGGAGCAGCUCUUCUCCCAGUACGGCCGCAUCAUCACCUCCCGCAUCCUGGUCGACCAGGUCACAGGUGUCUCGCGGGGGGUGGGCUUCAUCCGCUUCGACAAGCGGGUGGAGGCGGAGGAGGCGGUUCGGGGGCUGCACGGCCAGAAGCCCUUGGGCGCCGCCGAACCCAUCACCGUCAAGUUCGCCAACAGCCCCGGCCAAAAAUCGGGGGGGGCCCUGCUCAGCCUCUGCCCCAGCGCCCGCCGAUACGGGGGGGCCCUGCACCACCCCCCACAGAGGUUCCGGCUCGACAACUUGUUGAACGUGGCCUACGGUGUGAAGAGGUUCUCCCCGUUGGCCAUCGAGGCGGUGCCGGGAUUGGCCGGGGUUGGUUUGGGGGCCCCCAGCGCCGGUUGGUGCAUCUUCGUCUACAACUUGGCACCCGAAGCCGACGAGAGCGUCCUCUGGCAGCUCUUCGGACCUUUCGGGGCCGUCACCAACGUCAAGGUCAUCCGGGACUUCGCCACCAACAAGUGCAAGGGCUUCGGCUUCGUCACCAUGACCAACUACGAGGAGGCGGCCAUGGCCAUCGCCAGCCUCAACGGCUACCGCCUGGGCGACCGCGUCCUCCAGGUCUCCUUCAAGACCAGCAAACAGCACAAGGCCUGAGCCCCACAACCUGCCCCCCAACCAACCCCGGCCAUCGGGUGUCCCCCCAAGAACCACCAGGAUAUGGGGACCCCCCCAUGAGGAGACCAUGGAGAACCCCAACCCAACCCGACACCUUGGAGACACCUUCCAUGGGCACUGAGGACACCGUGGGGGGCACCCCAAAGACCAUGGAGAACCCACCUCCUCAACCCAACCCCUUGGACACCUUGGGGACACCUUCCAUGGGCACUGAGGACACCGUGGGGGGCACCCCAAAGACCAUGGAGAACCCCAACCCAACCCAACCCCUUGGACACCUUGGGGACACCUUCCAUGGGCACUGAGGACACCGUGGGGGACACCCCAAAGACCUUGGAGAACCCCAACCCAACCCAACCCCUUGGACACCCUCCAUGGACACUGAGGACACCAUGGGGGGCACCCCAAAGACCAUGGAGAACCCCAACCCAACCCCUUGGACACCUUGGGGACACCUUCCAUGGGCACUGAGGACACCGUGGGGGACACCCCAAAGACCUUGGAGAACCCCAACCCAACCCAACCCCUUGGACACCUUGGGGACACCUUCCAUGGGCAUCGUGGAGACCUUGGAGACCCCCCACCACCACCACAGCCCCCGAGGACACCGUGGGGGGCACCCCAAAGAUCUUGGAAACCCCCCACCAUCCCCGCAGCCCCCCAAGAACACCAUGGGGGGCACCCCAAAGAUCUUGGAGACCCCCCACCACCACCUCAUCCCCUGAGGACACCGUGGGGGGCACCCCAAAGACCUUGAAGACCCCCCACCACCACCACCAGAGCCCCCGAGG